This is a messenger RNA of Letharia lupina, 969 nucleotides long. RefSeq lists its product as uncharacterized. The coding region runs from base 1 to 969 and encodes 322 amino acids. The record is from RefSeq and is a predicted model, not a curated record. Lineage: Eukaryota; Fungi; Ascomycota; Lecanoromycetes; Lecanorales; Parmeliaceae. Gene Ontology annotation, cellular component: plasma membrane. Gene Ontology annotation, molecular function: acetate transmembrane transporter activity. The transcript has 6 exons.
AUGAACGACGACCGCCCUCUCCAAAACACCGCCGACAACCAUGAUCCUCCUCUUGAGAAAGACUUCUCCAAUGGCUACGGUCACGGAAACCUGAAUAACAACAACUUCACAAUGGGUGCUGAGGACUCCAACGGUGGGGCACUGAACCGUAUCCGGACCGCCGGAAGCAUCUCCAUGUCGCCCGAGCUCUUUGAGAAGCUCUACCUCUCGCCUGAAAACCGGGUCAAGGGUGAUUUGAGGAAGACAUUUGGUAACCCUACACCGAUUGCUCUGAUCGGCUUCCUCCUCAGUCUUACGCCUCUGUCAUGCGAUCUCAUGGGCUGGAGAGGUGCUGGUGGGAACGGUGCCUCCGAUUCCGCUGCAUACUUCUUCUUCGGCGGCGUCCUCAUGAUCCUCGGAUCCAUCGGCGAGUGGAUCGUUGGUAAUACGUUCCCCUUUGUUGUCUUUGGCACUUUUGGCGCCUUCUGGCUCACCUUCGGCGGCACCCUCGUCCCCUCUUUCAACGCAUACGGCGCCUACGUGACCACACCCGCACAAAUGGCUGGGCAGGAUGGAAACCCGGGAAAUCCGCUCGGGUUACAGACGCCGGGCUUCAACGCUAGCUUUGCAUUUUUCCUGCUCUUCAUGGGUCUCGUCUGCUUCAUCUUCCUCAUCUGCUCCCUCCGCACCAACGUCGUCUUCUUCCUCAUCUUCCUCUCCCUCAUCGGCGCCUUCGGUUGCCUCGCGGGCGCAUACUGGAAUCUGGCUCUCGCGUAUGAGAAUGCUGCGAACACAAUGGCUGCUAAGAGAGCUGGGCGACUCGUCGUGGCGGGUGGAGCCUUCACUUUCGUCACGUCCAUGGCCGGCUGGUGGAUUUUCUUCGCCAUCAUGCUCGCCUCCCUGGACUUUCCUUUCAGCAUUCCGGUUGGCGAUCUGUCGCAUAUCAUCAAGGGAGCAAGCGAGAAGCAAAAGGUUAAGGAUGCUGUUUAA